UCACAAAAACAUCAUGUGCUUUUUCCUGGGAAACAUAAUUUUUAUUAAGUUAUAUUUUGAAUUCUAAAAGUGAUACUACACUUUUGCUUCCACUGACACAAGAGUCACAUUACUCAAUGUUUCUCAAAUUCUGUUUAAUAAAAUGUCCAUCUGUUUAUUACUGUCAGGAGUCCUUAGAUGAAUGGCGAUCCUUACGUUGUCAGCAGGAUCAAGAGUACCAGGAGUCUUUGCUUGCAGAUCAAGAAAAGCAUAAUAUGCAGAAGCAUUCUUUGGAAAAUGAAGAAAGACGUAGAAAGGCUAUACAUGAGAGACAGUUGAGAAUGGCUGAUGUUCCUGAGCCAGCUGAUGGUGUUCCACUCAGAUUUAAGUACCCCAGUGGCAUUACAAGAACAAGAAAAUUUGUUCUGUCUGAAUCCAUUCAGAUAUUAUUUGAUUUUGUCGGAGAAGAUGAUGAUGCUACAGAGUAUUUUCACAUUCAAGAUGCUCUGUCAGUAACAACUCUUAAAAGCAACAUGACUGAAACACUUUUGGGGAACAAUAUCAAUGGUUCAAGAACACUUUACAUCCACUGGAUUCAAAUUGAUGAUUUGGAGUUUGUCCCAGCACUUGAUUCCAACAAUCAAGCUGAAUCUCCCAGUGUCAGCAACCAGUUCUUUCCAAUGCCAGCAACUUCUUUUUCUUUGCCAUCAUCACCUACUUUUUUACCAGAGACGGACAGCUCAUUCUUUCAUGAAGGGUAUGUUGUUUUGCAAAUGUUUUUAGUAACAUAUCUUUUAAAGAUUAUUCCUCCGUUAUAAUAUCCCCUGUUUUUUGUCUUGACACACAGUGUAAAUAAAACUUAUUUAAAGGAACCGUAUGUAAGAAAUGUAUAUUAAUUAAUCAUAAUAUGGCCCUGAUAUGUCACCAGACAUUAAGAAAUCAUUUUCAUUUCAAACAGGGCUUUGAACCAGAAUUUUUUCCCAAUUGGUUCGUUCCCAACAGAAACAGUAUUUUAACGUUUCCGGUUUUCGGUUCAACCCUAAAGUUGACAUUCCUGAACCGGUUAGAACAAAAAAAUAAAGUUCCUGAACCGGUUAAUAACGUUCCAUGUCAGCUGUGGGACAUACAAAUAAGUAGGCUGAUCAUUAGGACAUUAAACUUUAAUUAUAAGUCUACAUAAUUUUCCUUAAGUGUCAUCAAACAUUAAAAAAGGCUACAUUAUGUAAGCGGCAUAACUGUUAUUCUGACAUGCCUACAUUUGUUGAGUGCACUUAAACAUGCGCACACACACAGACAGAGGACAAAUUCCAAACAGCGCUUCGGGAAGAAGAUGCGGCAAAAACAGUUGCUCCACAUAAAGUGAA
Misgurnus anguillicaudatus (oriental weatherfish) is the source of this 1343-nucleotide messenger RNA. The record is from RefSeq and is a predicted model, not a curated record. NCBI's taxonomy places the organism in Eukaryota, Metazoa, Chordata, Actinopteri, Cypriniformes, Cobitidae.